AUGAAACUCAUACUUUUGGCUCUCAUUGUGUUACUCAGCUCAGUACAUGCUGGGAGAUACUUGAACGACACUGAUAUCUCCAUCAAGAACUUCAAUGAACACCUGUUACAAAUAUUUAAGAACCAUUCUGAUUCAAAAAAGGAGGUCUUCUUGUGGCCAGAGCUUAGAGAAGCCCUAUUCAUGUGCAUCAAGGAUAGUUUGCAUAAAUAUGUCAAGGAAAAAGAUGGCCUCAAAGUCUUUGGUUAUGACAAAGACAUCGAGAUUGUUUCACACAAAGUGGCCAAACUUUGGUGACUCAAAUUUGACGAAAGCGUUUUCACUAAAGAAGAAGUUGAUGAUUUUGUGAAGAAAACAGAACCAGAAAUCACUGAGUUCGCAGAUAACUUCAUUACAACAACUAUUGACAACCUCAUCGACCAGAGCAUCAAGGAAGACUUGCUAGAGUCAUGGCAAAACACUGAGGUUGGCAUUUCAAUCAUGAAGGAAAGACCAUUUGAGAGCUUCCUGACUUAUAAGACUUGGGCAUGGCUUCAAGCAAUGAAUGGCAACGAUACCCUUUGGAAGGAACCUCUUGAUGAUUUCAACCAUAUCUAAUAUAUACCAAUUUUG
Messenger RNA from Moneuplotes crassus, 609 nucleotides. The record is from the annotation of a GenBank genome assembly. Lineage: Eukaryota; Ciliophora; Spirotrichea; Euplotida; Euplotidae.